Molecule: messenger RNA, 1707 nt
Organism: Homarus americanus (American lobster)
Lineage: Eukaryota; Metazoa; Arthropoda; Malacostraca; Decapoda; Nephropidae
Product: WD and tetratricopeptide repeats protein 1-like
Biological process (GO): negative regulation of fatty acid biosynthetic process
Cellular component (GO): Cul4-RING E3 ubiquitin ligase complex; cytoplasm
Molecular function (GO): protein binding
Source: RefSeq, a predicted model, not a curated record
AUUAGCCAGAUGUUUACAUCAGUUAGGACGAGAACAAGAGGCACAGCAGUGUCUCGAGGAGUUCAGAAGGCAGCACCCUGACCACAGGGCCUCGCCAGCUUGUACCACCCUGGCCAAUGAUAUUGCUACUUCCAUUUUACAUCAGCAAGGAACAAGUACCGGAAGUAAUGGUGACGGAGACAGUGAUGAAGAGGGGCUCCUUGGUAGUUUCCCAACUCCAAGCAAUCAAGAGCAAGAUUGGCGUACCCAUGCUGCUGAUUACUAUAACUCUUACUGUGGCCACUGUAACACAACCACAGACAUCAAGGAAGCUGUUUUCUUGGGAAAAGAUGGACAGUUUAUUGCUGCCGGCUCUGAUGAUGGUAAUUUGUUUGUGUGGGAUCGGCACACAACCAACCUUAUUCGUGUUAUACCGGGUGAUGAGUCCAUUGUUAACUGUGUGCAGUGCCAUCCUCACUCUUGUCUUCUGGCAACAAGUGGCAUUGAAUCAGUUGUCAAACUCUGGGGGCCACUUCCACAGCUGGACGUUGACAACGAGCCAUCCCUAGAUGUAGAAGAGAUAGCCCAAGCUAACCAGCAACGCAUGGGUGCCGACCCAUUAGAAAUGAUGCUCAUGCAUAUGGGUAACAUGGCACAUGUAUUUGGAGGUGGUGUUGGAGGUGGGAGUGGAGGAGGUGGAGGGACUGGGGAAGGAAGAGGUAAUGGAGGAGGCAGACCGGGUCAAGGCAAUGAUAAUCCUCCCCGGGACCCAUCACCUGGGGGACUCAAUGACCGCAAUAUGGCUGAUGUCCAGUGUCGUACCAGCUGAGACUGAUCAAACGUAAGCCCUUUGCUGGCACUCUCCUCCAGAAACAAGACUGUGAUGGACUCCACUGACUUUGGUCUGAAUUCUGAAGAACCUUUUAAUAAAUAAUUUAGUUACUGUAUGCCUCAGCAUUAGCAGUCAUUGAGUAGUGUGACUGAUUAAGUACCAAAGAAUGUUUUCUGAAAUGGUUACUUCAGACUAUGGACCUUUGUGGCAGGAGUCUCCCUAGGUAUAGAAUCCUUACCAAGUGACUUGUGGCAGAGAAGAUAAACUAAACCAAUCCUAGAGUUUCACUAGAGCCUUUCAAAAUAGGGGUCUUCAAGCUAUAGGGAACCAUCCCUAAAUUUGUAGUGCAGUGAAUAAGACAGCCCUAAAUACAUAUAUAAGGCCUGAACUUUCAUGGCUAUUUGGUUUUCUUGUCAGUAAGGAAAUGUUCACAACUCAGGAUCAACAUUGGUAUUUUCUCUUGCUUGUUUAUAUAUCUAUAACUGUUAAGCUGUCUUCUGCUUCCCAGUGGGGUGAAUCAUGCAUUUUCCUUCAUACAUGCCUGUCCUUGCAUAAUUUUAUAAACCCAUUCACAGUAACAACCUGCAGAUUCCAGUUUUCCAUAUGUUCUUGGUCACUAUCUUCCCUGUGUAUCCACAACUUCAUCAUCAUGACUCUGCAUCUAACUUUCCCAUGUUCUGAAACUUCCUCACAACUUGCUUGAUGAACUGUUCAGUAUUUCUCUCAUUCUGUCUGUUCUUCUCAUAUCCUCAUUAUUCUUUGUUAUCUCUUAUUUUACUCUUAUAUCUUACAUGAUACAUAUCUGCUGAUGUAACUCACUUUAAUGCUUCAUCAGGACAUUGUCUCAUAUCCAUUCAUCAGGGUAGUCUAGCCUCAUGUAUUUGAGCUAAUCAUAA